AUGAAACUCCAAAAUCCAACUAGUCCAUCCCCUUUUCGGUCCAUAUUGUUCCUCCAUGUCAUGCUUCUCCACUCUCUGAGCUUAUUGCAACCAAAUUACAGUACCAAUGCAAGUGCAUUAGGAAAUCACACUGAUAGGUUCGCUCUGCUCAAAUUCAAAGAAUCAAUUUUCAACGAUCCACACGGAAUCCUCAACACGUGGAAUGACUCCAUUCACUUCUGUAACUGGCCUGGAAUUGCAUGCAGCCGCCGCCAUCAGAGGACAACAACCCUAAACCUAAGUGACUAUGACUUGAGAGGAACCAUAUCACCUUAUGUUGGUAACCUCUCCUUCAUGAGGGCCCUUGACCUCACAAAUAACUACUUCUUCAGAGGAAUCCCAGAGCAAGUUGGUCGUUUGUUCCGCCUGCAAUAUUUAUAUUUGUACAACAACAUGUUGGAAGGUAAACUCCCAGUUAACUUAAGCUAUUGCUCAAAACUUAGGGCGAUAAGUAUUGGCAAAAAUAGACUUAUUGGGUUAAUUCCUCAUGAGCUUGGAUCUUUGAUGAAGCUCCGUUUCCUUAAUCUUCAGUUCAACAAUCUCACAGGAGGCAUCCCUCCUUCCUUGGGAAACAUUUCAUCACUUGAAAUUUUUUCAGUAGCCUAUAACAAUCUCUUUGGAAGUGUUCCGAAUGAGUUGGGGAAAUUGAAAAGCUUAAUUACUUUUGUAAUAGGGCCUAACUCUUUUUCUGGUACAAUACCCCUCUCCAUUUUCAAUAUAUCCUCCUUGGUAGUCUUUUCAAUCCCAUAUAACCAAUUUAAAGGCACUAUUCCUUCCACAAUUGGCCUCACACUCCCUAAUCUCCAAAAUUUUGAAGCGGCUGUUAAUGGAUUCUCUGGGGUGAUCCCUCAAUCAUUUUCCAAUGCCUCACAUCUUCAGGUGCUUGAUAUAUUUGGAAAUAAAUUAGCCGGCCAUGUUCCAGAAAGUUUAGGGGGUCUUCAAGAGCUUCAGUGGCUUAAUUUGGGUAAUAAUAGUCUAGGAAGUUAUUUACCAAAUAGCUUGAAUUUUAUUGCAUCUUUAACAAAUUGCAGCCAAUUGAAUAUCUUAAACUUAGCUGAAAACAACUUCAGAGGGGUUUUACCAAACUCUAUAUCCAAUUUCUCAGCAAAACUCUCUAGACUUUAUCUUGGAGGCAAUCAAAUAUCCGGUAGUAUUCCUUCAGCCUUAGAAAAUCUGGCCAAUUUAAUCAUCUUGGGCCUUGAAGUUAACCUUUUCACGGGUGUCAUUCCUACAUCUUUAGGAAGGCUAAAAGAUUUGCAAGUUUUGGCUUUGCAUACCAAUAUACUAACAGGAAAAAUCCCCCCAUCCAUAGGAAACCUCACCCAAUUGUUUGAACUAGAUUUAUCUCAUAACAAAGUGGAAGGAAGUAUUCCUAAUAAAAUUGCAGCUUGUCACAGUCUCCAAAAUCUUGACAUUUCAAACAAUAUAUUGGUUGGAGAAAUACCCAAAGAAAUUUUUCUUCUUUCCUCCUUAUCUAUCUCGCUCAACUUAUCACAAAACUCAUUGACUGGAUACCUACCUGUAGAAGUCAGCAAGCUAAAGAAUAUCAAGACAAUUGACCUUUCUGAAAACAAUCUGACCGGUAAAAUUCCAGAAACCAUCGGUGACUGUCAGGUUUUAGAGUCGCUUUACCUGCAAGGGAAUUGCUUUCAAGAAACCUUGCCAUCUACUUUGGGUUCUUUAAAAGGUGUUCAGUACAUGGAUUUUUCACGUAACAGCUUGACGGGACAAAUUCCAAAGGAUUUACAGAAUCUUCAAUCCUUGUUGUACUUGAAUCUUUCUUUUAACAAUCUGGAGGGAGAAGUGCCCAACGAAGGUGUAUUUGAGAACAUAAGUGUUGUGUCAUUAGUUGGAAAUACUAAGCUUUGUGGAGGUGUAUCAGAGUUGCAUCUUCAAGCAUGCCCCAGAAAGAAGUCUGAAAAGAGGGAAAGCAAUCGCCUCAAACUAACAAUCAUAAUAGUUUUGGUGGUAGCACUUUUCCUUCUGUUCACAAGUUGCAUUAUUUUGCAUUUAAGGAGAUCAUCUCAAAGGAAAACAAAUGUUGAGGUCCCAAAACUAAAUGAUCUUCCGAAAAUUUCAUACAAGAAGCUUUUUCAAGCUACCAAUGGAUUCUCUCCAAGCAUGUUGAUUGGAAUUGGUAGCUUCGGCUCUGUAUAUAGAGGCAUUCUUGAUCCGGAAGAAAAUCCAAUUGCUGUGAAGGUUCUCAAUCUCCAGCAAAAAGGAGCAGGGAAGAGUUUCGUUGCCGAAUGUAAUGCAUUGCGAAGUGUUAGGCAUCGAAAUCUUGUUAAGAUCUUGACUUGUUGCUCUAGCAUAGAUUACAACGGCAAUGAAUUCAAGGCUCUAGUCUUUGAGUAUAUGUCCAAUGGAAGCCUAGAGAAGUGGCUGCAUCUUGUGACUGAUGAUGAAAACCGCUCAACGGGUUUGAACCUACUUCAGAGACUAAAUAUUGCAAUCGAUGUGGCUUUGGCAAUUCAGUACCUUCAUGAUGAUUGUGACCAGCCAAUCAUUCACUGUGACUUGAAGCCUAGCAAUGUUCUUCUUGACAAUGAAAUGGUUGCACAUGCAACUGAUUUCGGAUUAGCAAGGUUGAUCUCAAACACAACCAGCUUCUCGAAUGCUCAAACUAGCACAACUGGAAUGAAGGGAACAAUUGGCUAUGUCGCUCGAGAGUAUGCAAUGGGUGGAGGGCCAUCAAGAGAGGGUGAUGUAUAUAGUUAUGGCAUCCUUGUAUUGGAGAUGUUCACUGGAAAGAGACCCACCGAUGAAAUGUUCAAAGAUGAUUUCAAUCUUCACAACUUCGUUAGGACAGCCUUGCCAGAAAGACUUGUGGAAAUAGUGGACUCUUCUCUUCUCCCUAGGGAAGCAGAACAAAAUGCAUUGAUGAUAAGAGAAUUAGAUGCAAGAAAAAACAUCAACAAUAUGGGAGACGUUGAGAUUGAGAUUGAAGAAGGAUUUGGAAAUCAUAUCAGUGCUUAUCUGCGUAAUUGCUUGGUUUCAGUGUUGGAGAUUGGAAUUUCAUGUUCAAAAGAAUCCCCAAACGAAAGAAUGAACAUGGGAGAUGUUAUCCGGGAGCUACAACAUAUCAGAAAUGCUUAUAUUAGCUUUGAGAACAGAGGACAAAGAUGA
Morus notabilis is the source of this 3165-nucleotide messenger RNA. Its product is annotated as probable LRR receptor-like serine/threonine-protein kinase At3g47570. Lineage: Eukaryota; Viridiplantae; Streptophyta; Magnoliopsida; Rosales; Moraceae. The transcript has 2 exons. Gene Ontology annotation, biological process: protein phosphorylation. The record is from RefSeq and is a predicted model, not a curated record. Gene Ontology annotation, molecular function: protein kinase activity; ATP binding; receptor serine/threonine kinase binding. Bases 1 to 3165 code for a protein of 1054 amino acids.